AUGCAAGCAGAAGAGGUGGAGGGAAGUCCCGAGACGGAGCUUUCAAUUAAAGAGGAAUACCAGUUGUGGCGAAAGAAUUGUCGUUAUAUGUAUGAGUUUGUCAGUGAAACAGCUCUAACAUGGCCAUCAUUAACUAUCGAGUGGUUACCCAAUUAUACAGAAGAAGAAGGAGUGCUCGACUGUAAGCUAUUACUAGGGACCCAUACUUCAGGAGAAGAUACGAACUUUCUCAAAAUUGCGUCUACAAGUUUGCCCUCAGGUACACAAAAUAAUGAUAAAAAAGUUACAUCUAGAAUAAAGAUCACCAGAAAGUUUGAGAACAAUUACGAAAUUAAUAGGGCUCGAUACUUACCUCAAGACCCAUCAAUAUUAGGAACCAUUAAUGGCCAUGGGGAAAUUGAUAUUUACUCUUUGAAGGAACAAGAAAAGCUGAAUUUGAUGCACUUUCGCCCGCAUGAAGAUAACGGAUACGGUCUUUCUUGGAAUCGCUAUAAAAAAGGAUAUUUGUUAACGGCCUCUGAUGAUCACACUAUAGUCCUUACUGAUGUGAGUGACAAGCCAGCUCAGGUAUUCCAGAAUAAGUCACAUGGAGAUAUUGUAAAUGAUGCCAAAUGGCAUAGCACGGAUCAGAAUCUCUUUGGAAGUGUGUCUGACGAUAAAUAUUUUUAUUUGUUUGAUAUACGAGAACCAUCCAGACCUUCCUUAAAGUUCUACAGUAAAGACUCUAACGGGAUUAAUUCUUUGGCCUUCUCCCCAUUUUCAGGCAACCUUGCUGUGUUGGGUAAUGCAAACUCUAAUGUUAGUCUCAUAGAUAUUCGACAACUAUCAUCAAACGAUAAUAGUUCUGAUGGGUAUUUACAUACAAUGAUGGGUCAUUCUGAUUCAAUUACGUGCUUAGAAUUUAGUCCGCAUAAAGAUGGAAUCAUAGCAUCAGGCUCGCAAGACCGUCGUUUAAUUUUAUGGGAUAUUACAAGAAUAGGAGAAGAACAGAUACAAGAGGAUGCUGAAGAUGGUUGCCCAGAGCUUUUUAUGAUGCAUGCCGGCCAUACAGGUGCAGUAAUGGAUCUUAAUUGGUGCCCCUUCAAAGAAUGGACACUUGGUUCUGUAGCGGAUGAUAAUAUUGUACACUUAUGGCUGGUGGGUGAAAAGAUAAUCAAUUCUGACGAAGUUCUGAAUGUCGAUUUGAAUAGUCUAGAGUAA
This is a messenger RNA of Priceomyces carsonii, 1200 nucleotides long. RefSeq names its product Hat2p (gene HAT2). Gene Ontology annotation, biological process: chromatin remodeling; regulation of DNA-templated transcription. Lineage: Eukaryota; Fungi; Ascomycota; Pichiomycetes; Serinales; Debaryomycetaceae. Gene Ontology annotation, cellular component: cytoplasm; Rpd3L complex; Rpd3L-Expanded complex. The record is from RefSeq and is a predicted model, not a curated record. Bases 1 to 1200 code for a protein of 399 amino acids. The transcript has a single exon. Gene Ontology annotation, molecular function: nucleosome binding; histone binding.